Messenger RNA from Glarea lozoyensis ATCC 20868, 390 nucleotides. RefSeq lists its product as uncharacterized. The transcript has 3 exons. NCBI's taxonomy places the organism in Eukaryota, Fungi, Ascomycota, Leotiomycetes, Helotiales, Helotiaceae. The record is from RefSeq and is a predicted model, not a curated record. Bases 1 to 390 code for a protein of 129 amino acids.
AUGUAUAUCCCAAGCGCGCAACAGAUUAUGGCGGCGGGGUUGGCUGCUACCGGGUGUAUGAGGGGGAUGGGGAAGGAUUCAAUCGCAUCCGGCAAAGUCCUCGAUUACGCAGUCGAAAAGUGUCUUGAUUCCGACGGGAACGUGCGAUGUACGAAGCCCUUCUUGGUCGAGAAAGAUAAGUGUUAUAACGUUGAGUGGAGCACCAAUGCUACGUUGAGCCAUACCACUGUGGAGGUUAGGGAUGCGGGGAGUGGUGAGAUGGUCUACUACAGAGACACAAACGGCCAAUGGACCCCCGACAAGGGCGAGUUGGUGUAUCUUGACUUCAAGCCAAAGGUGUGGAAGACUGGGAAUGAUACUGUUGAGUACUCGGUCAAGACUUGCAAAUAA